AUGCAGCAAACAAAGACAGGUGUCCACUCUAUCAGUGCUCAACAGAGCAAGAAGCUGUUGAUCUUGGAUGUUGAUGUUGGGAUAGAUGAUUCCCAGGCACUGAUGAUGGCUCUGACAGCUCCCAACGUGCACAUCCUGGCAAUAACCUGCACCCACGGUAACUCGGGCAUCGAGAACGUGUGCGCAAACGUGCUGAGUGUGCUGAAACAGUGUAACAGGAUGGAGAUCCCUGUCUACCGUGGAGCAGGCACCACUCUCCUGGGUGCACUCCAUCCCAAUGCCGCUUCCCAUGGGAAGAAAGGAGUGGUCGAUGCUCCCCAUCCCGAUGCUAAGUGCAUGGAACAUAUACAUGCCGAACACGCGGUGGAUGCCAUGGCACGGAUAGUUAAUGAACACCCCGGGCAGGUCACACUUGUUGCACUUGGACCCAUGACCAACGUGGCCCUGGCUGCCAAGAUGCAUCCCACCUUUGCUUCAAAGCUGAAGAGUGUGUACAUCAUGGGUGAAUACUUUGAAGCUCAAGAUAAUGUGAGAGUCUGCGGUGCGUUCAACUUUUUCACAGACCCAGAAGCAGCUUCCAUUGUGCUGAGCCACUUUAGUUGUCCCAUCAACAUCACCACCUUGGAAUUUUGCCUCCGCCAUCGUAAGCCCAUGUUCUUUUAUCGCACAUGGGUGAUUCAAGAAAGCGAAAAGGGUCAGUCGAUGAAGAAGGUGACUGCACAAACUACAGACUCCGCCCAGCAAGCCCAAAGUGCCAAGGUGUUGCAAUUUGGAAGUGGCACUGUGUCCUAUGAUUCGUACACAAUGGCUGCUGCCAUCGAUGACUCGAUGGUGAAGGAGCGCGCCCAGUACGGGGUGGGUGUGGAGUUGCACGGUUCACUGACCAGGGGCAUGUUGGUCGUGGACACCCUCAACAUCCUGAAGCUUCCACACAAAGCCACCGUCUUCGUGGAUUGUGACAUGGAAAAGUAUAAGAUGCUGCAGAUUAAGGCCCAGCAAUAAGAUGCGGUACGUCCCACACGGAAGAACAUAAAGCCAGCAGUGCCAGAGUUACAAUUAUGCACGAUGCAAACGCUAACGCCAAUAAAAUUUAUGCUUUAUUUUAAUGUUAAUGGGGUAAUGAUAUCUUAAAAACAUCAGUGAAACUGGGUAUUUACUGCUUAUGGUGGCUUUUAUUAUACUGAUUAUAAAGGCUUUAAUGUCAACUGAAUUUUAGGUUGCAGAUUAAGUCGUAGAUCUGUUGUUAAAGUGGAAAAUAUUUACACAGACCUAUUCUGAGAAAGUUAAAGAGAAGGCUUGAAAACUGCAAUGGAUUUUGCAUUCUCGUCUCAUAAGAUUUCCCAACCCUGCCCUGAAUCUGAUUCUGAGGCCAUCAUUAAUUAUUUGUUAUUUACUUUAGUUUACUUUGGAGACACAGCGUGGAAACAGGCCCUUCGACCCAUCGAGUCCGUGCCAACUCUACCGCUGCGCCACUGUGCUGCCCCCGUUAUCUCGAGAGCUGCCUAUUCCAAUGCCGCGCUGGUUUCCAUCCUAUUUCUUGCCAUCUUAAAAUUAACCAAAUCACUGCCAUCACUCCUCAUCACCCUCUGUUCAAUUGUCCACGACCUACAAAUCCUCCUCUCUGCCCACCACCCCCAGGCCUCAGUUCUCCACCUCUGUUAUCUUCUCCAGUCCUGUAUCACCUCCUCUAACCAGUGUCAGCACAGUGAAGGCCGUGCGCUCUAGGUGUCUCUUCCUAAACCUCUCCACCCCUCGUUCUCCUCCCCUGCAGGGAUAUUAAUGGCCAUCUUAUAUCCUGUGUGAUGCAGCCUUUAAUUUGAUUCGUAUUAUAAAGCCACCCUAUAAAUCCAUAUCAUUGUUUAUUAAGGUGUCUAAUUUGCUUUGGGUACAUUUUUGGGGGGAUCAGCGAUCCUUUUAAAGCAUGGGUUGCCUUGAAAUUUCAAGCUGUUAAAACUCCACAAGGGGACCGACCAAUAACCGCUUGGAAAAUAAUCUUCAUUUAUUCUGAUGCAUGGAAACUCUAUCUUGAUAUAAAUGGGCUUUGCCUUUGCUAAAUCUGGUGGUGCGGGGUUGCUAUUUCUAAAUUUGUGAAUCAAUAAAAAAAUAAAGUUAGCAUGGAACUAAACUGCCUUGAAUGUGUUUAUCUUCAUCCACACAUCUGAAAUACACUUGGAGUCUUGGCACUAAUCAUGGAAGCAGCUGUCCAUGCAUGAGUAGGGAUGUCUC
Leucoraja erinaceus (little skate) is the source of this 2226-nucleotide messenger RNA. RefSeq lists its product as uncharacterized. The coding region runs from base 1 to 1002 and encodes 333 amino acids. The record is from RefSeq and is a predicted model, not a curated record. Lineage: Eukaryota; Metazoa; Chordata; Chondrichthyes; Rajiformes; Rajidae. Gene Ontology annotation, molecular function: hydrolase activity, hydrolyzing N-glycosyl compounds. The transcript is spliced from 7 exons.